Messenger RNA from Scatophagus argus, 1685 nucleotides. Its product is annotated as ras-related protein Rab-39B-like. Gene Ontology annotation, molecular function: GTP binding; GTPase activity. Lineage: Eukaryota; Metazoa; Chordata; Actinopteri; Scatophagidae. The record is from RefSeq and is a predicted model, not a curated record. The transcript is spliced from 4 exons. Bases 567 to 1208 code for a protein of 213 amino acids. Gene Ontology annotation, biological process: Rab protein signal transduction. Gene Ontology annotation, cellular component: Golgi membrane.
GUAGCAUUUCCCUCUAAAAUGUGGUGCAGCAGAAGUCCUAUAAAGCCAGGCCAUAAACAUGUGUAACAGUGAAGUUAUAUUGCUCUUCUAAAGUCUUCUAAAGUACACAAGUAUGUUUACGUGCGCUCACUGUGUGCGUGUGUUCCUACAGCCUCGAAGGCAGCAGCGAGGCUUUAGGAUUGCUGCUGCGCCGCUGUGUAUGCACUUACGGUAAUGGUGCUGAUGAGGGCGAGGAGAUGCGUGUAUGUGUGUGAUUCUGCUGUUGUGUCCUGCUGCCAUUUCAUCUGCGGAUCCUCGCGGAAAUAUCAGCAGUCCUGGUUAAAUUAAUCCGUGGCUCAGCUCACCUGUCGGUUUGGACACACAGCAGGCUCGUCUCAUCUGUAAAAACGGGCCAGAUGUUGAUGGUGGACAAGAGGCCUGGUUAAUGCGAUGCAUGUUAUCUCUGUAAGCAAUAGCACAACCACAGCUACUCCAGAGAAUCGUUUUAAAAAGACAUAAUCAUCAAUAUGGGAUCUGCUUUUUACGCUUACUGAGCUCUUAACUUUAAGAUUUUAUUUUGGUGAGACAUGGAGACGAUAUGGCUUUAUCAGUUUCGUCUCAUUGUCAUUGGAGACUCCACGGUUGGAAAGUCGUGUCUGAUCCGGAGGUUCACUGAGGGCCGCUUUGCCCAGGUGUCAGACCCGACUGUGGGGGUGGACUUCUUCUCACGCCUGGUGGAGAUCGAGCCGGGUAAAAGAAUCAAACUACAGAUCUGGGACACUGCAGGACAGGAGAGGUUCAGGUCUAUCACUCGAGCUUACUACCGUAACUCAGUUGGGGGCCUUUUACUCUUCGACAUCACAAACCGUCGUUCCUUCCAGAACGUCCACAACUGGCUGGAGGAGGCCAAAAGCCACGUCCAGCCGCACAGCAUCAUCUUCCUGCUGGUUGGUCAUAAGUGUGACCUGGAGGCCCAGCGUCAGGUGACCCAGCAGGAGGCAGAAAAGCUAGCAGGGGCCUUUGGGAUGCGCUACGUUGAGACAUCGGCACGAGACGCUAUCAAUGUGGAGAAGGCCUUCGUGGAUCUGACGAGGGACAUCUUUGAGCUGGUACGUAGCGGGGACAUCAAGAUCCAGGAUGGCUGGGAGGGCGUCAAGAGCGGAUUUGUUCCCAACACUGUCCAUUCCUCUGAGGAGGUCGCCAAGGGCAGCCGGCAGUGCUUGUGUUGAUUUACCCGAUUGCUGCAGUGUGUGGGCUGACAGGUGGUCAAACUUCAUUGGACUCCAUCUGUAGGAGAUCUGUCUCGUCUUGGCUGCACUCAGGCCAGUUUUGGGUGGACUUAAAAUAUUUCCCAGCUCUGUUACACACUUACUUCUAUAUAUAAGACAUUAUUUUAUCAUUUGGGUCCCUGUUUAUGGCUCCAAACUUAAGACACUCUGUUGAUUACCCUAACAGAAGCACAAGAAGCAUCUUAUCCGCCUCACUGUCCUGUGUGCAUGUGUGUAUGACUGUAAUAGUCCUGCUGUCUUUGCAGCGCUUAGCAACACUUCAGCUUUACUGCACUUUUGGCCUCUCUUGAUGUGAACAGUUAUACUCCAGUGGCCAGUUAUGUUGUUUGGUACACAUCUCUUAACGACUGAUGCUGUCAGUGUAGUGUGUUCUGUGCUCAUGUUAAUUUAAGUCAAUCAAGACCGAGCUUCUUCCUU